Molecule: messenger RNA, 628 nt
Organism: Tyto alba (common barn owl)
Lineage: Eukaryota; Metazoa; Chordata; Aves; Strigiformes; Tytonidae
Gene: PPP1R14A
Product: protein phosphatase 1 regulatory inhibitor subunit 14A
Exons: 4
Coding region: 23-430 (135 amino acids)
Biological process (GO): regulation of phosphorylation
Cellular component (GO): cytoplasm
Molecular function (GO): protein serine/threonine phosphatase inhibitor activity
Source: RefSeq, a predicted model, not a curated record
CGCCCCACCCGUGUCCCGAGCGAUGGCGGCGAACCGCGUGGGGCGGCGGCAGGGGCGGGGGGGGGGGGGAUCCCCGCAACCCCCCGCCCGCAGCCCCGGGCUCCAGCGCCGACCCGCCCGGGUGACGGUCAAGUACAACCGGCGGGAGCUGCAGCGGCGGCUGGACACCGAGCAGUGGAUCGACGGGCGGCUCGAGGAGCUCUACCGGGGGCGGGAGGGGGAGAUGCCGGAUGAGGUGAACAUCGACGACCUCCUGGAGCUGGAGACAGACGAGGAGCGAGCCCAGAAACUGCAGGGCAUCCUCAAGUCCUGCACCGCCGACACCGAGCAGGACUUCAUACGGGAGCUCCUCACGCAACUGAAGGGGCUGCCGAAGCAACAAGUCCUACAGCGACUCAGCCCGGAUGAUCCCAACCUCCCCCCCCCGUGAGCCCUCCCCGCCCCACUCGUGACCGUGGGGGGGGGGGUCACCCCACUUCCAGCACCCAUUUAGGGGUGCCCCGCCCCCCCGCCAGCACCCGCUGUACAUUAUUUAAACCCACCCACUAUGUAAAUCCUUUGACACCCCCCUGCCGCCUCCCACACCCCCACACCCCCCCUCCCACACGGAAUAAAAACUCGCUGUGCC